Condylura cristata (star-nosed mole) is the source of this 750-nucleotide messenger RNA. It is a transcript of the gene MRPS26, whose product is annotated as mitochondrial ribosomal protein S26. The record is from RefSeq and is a predicted model, not a curated record. The coding region runs from base 42 to 659 and encodes 205 amino acids. The transcript is spliced from 4 exons. Gene Ontology annotation, cellular component: mitochondrial small ribosomal subunit. NCBI's taxonomy places the organism in Eukaryota, Metazoa, Chordata, Mammalia, Eulipotyphla, Talpidae.
CCCGGGAAAGCCCUGCAGCCGGCCGCCGGGCGCCCUCGGCCAUGCUGCGCGCGCUGAGCUGCCUGGGUGCGCGGCCCGGCUGCCGGCCCCCUGCCCCGCUGCUGUUGCCCGCGCGGGGCCGCAAGACCCGCCAUGACCCGCCGGCCAAGUCCAAGGUCGGGCGAGUGGCCCAGGCGCCUGAUGUGGACCCUGCGGAGUUCUUCGUGGUGGCGGAGCGUUACCGGCAGUACCGCCAGACGGUGCGCGCGCUGAGGGCGGAAUUCAGUUCCGAGGUGCGGAAGAAGAUGCACGAGGCGCGGGUCGGGGUCCAGGCAGAGCGCAAAGCCCUGGAGGACGCGACUGAGCACAGCGAGCUGAUGGCCUGGAACCAGGCGGAGAACCGGCGGCUGCACGAGCUGCGGAUGGCCAGGCUGCGGCUGGAGGCGCGGGAGCAGGCGCAGCGGCUGGAGGCGGAACAGGCCCGUCGGGCCCAAGAGGCGCAGGCCUGGGCUCAGCUCAAGGAGCAAGAAGUGCAGCAGCUGCAGGAGGAAGUGAAGACCUUCAUCACCCGAGAGAACCUGGAGGCAAAGGUGCAAGCUGCUUUGGACUCCCCAAAGAGCUACAACUGGGCGGUCACCAGAGAAGGGCAGGUGGUCCGGCCACAGCGCCAGGGUCCCUAGGGACCCAGGAAGGAGAACAGCUGCCCAGGGACCAGUGUGUAUGGGGAUAGGAGGGUGGGCCCAAUCUGGAAUAAAGUUGGUGUUUAAUGAA